AUGUCACAUGGUUCUUUUUACAGCUUGGGGCCAGAAGAUGCCGGCAGAACGAUGUCUCCGGUUCGUUUUCCUUCAUUUUUCAUUGAAAUAUGCAUUCUAUUUCAGUUUUUGUUUUUAAAAAAAUUGUUUUUUUCAGAGGGACUUUGAAAGAGAAAAAAACGCCAAUUGGCCACUUUCUCGCGCGAUUUGGGCUAUGAGGUGAGAUUGACUUGAUAAAACAAUCACAUUUAAAAAAUGUAAACGUAGUAUCAUUUUCAACCUUUUUUCUGAUCACAAAUUUUCCGCGUUUAAAAAAAGGUUCAGCGAAAUGUUAAGGGAUAUAGAGCUACUGAAGAGAUUUCUCAAGGUACCGUACUUUUUUUGUUAACAAAGUCGAUUUUUCACGCUUUUUGGUAUUUGGUUUUAAAAUUUUCGAUUUCAGUGCCAGACAGGACCCAGUUAUGAGUAUCCGACGAACACUGAAUUUGUUCGAAGUUAUCAAGAAAGAUACGUCGUUGGAAACGCCUUCAAUUUUUCCAAACCCACGGGGUCCUUCUCCACAAAUGCGGCCGGUCAGGGAGUAGUGGUAAAUUUUUUUUUUCUGGCAAAAAAUUCAAACGAGAGAACAGUGGUGGUCUGAAGAGACUCCAGACGACUAGAGAAAAUAUGUUUCUCUGGCGCUUCUUUCAUUCUUUUUCUUUAUUUUUGAACUGGUCGUCGAGAAAAUCGCGGGUGAGAGAACAGUGGUGGGCUGAAGAGACUCCAGACGACUAGAGAGAACACUUUUCUCUUGCUUUUAUUUCAAUAAUCCUUUGUUUUUUAGUCGAGAAAACCGCGGGUGAGAGACUGUAGCGACCUGAAGAGACGUCAGAGAAGCGAGAGUGUUUUUUUUUCUCUGACAUCUCUCUCGUUGAGCCUUUUCUCGAGAAGCUAAAGAAAUGAAGGUUCCUCUUUUUCUCUGGCGUCUCCUUGGAACAGCGCUAUUUUUUCCUCCCUUAAGAUGAAAAAAUGGCUUCUCCUUUCAAAAAGAGAACAAUGAAGUCAUAGUUUCUCUUUUUCUCUGGCGUCUCUUCAGAAAGUUGCCCCUAUAGGGACCACUUUGGAGACCGAAGAUUGAUUUUUUGUAUUUUUUCAACUUCUUCGGAUUCAGAAGGUCCUAAAGAACCUCUGUACAAAAUUUCAACGAAAAAGCUUGAACUUUUGCACCUCAAGCGAGAGAACAGUGGCCGUCUGAAGAGACGCCAGGCGACGAGAGAGCGACUAUUUCUCUGCCGUCUCUUGAGACCAUCUGUUCUCAUCUUGAACUGAAAAAAAGUCCAUUAAAAUCAGUUUUUUUUCACAUUCCUUUCAGAAAUCGACCCCGAGGAAAUUGAUAAGCAAUAAUUUCGAUAUCGAUUUCCUGAUGGCUAAUCACUCGGUGGAAGAGCAGGCCCAAGAAAGAGUCCCAGAAACAUCGGUACUUCUUUGACUUUUUCAAAAAGCAACCCUUUGAUUUUUGAAAAUUUGUGAAGGUUUUGAAACCCCCUCCGACGGUCCCCAGGGCCGUAAAAAUUUUUCCAAGGUUAGAGGAUCCUUACUUAGGAGCUCCAGAGUGAUCCCUAUAGGGCUUAGGGGGAAAAAAAGCUUAUUUCUUCAGUUUUUCCUGUGGAAAUGCUUCUUCGUUCACCAGUUAGAGUUCAUAACAUGUCCCCUAUAAGGGCCGCCAACUGAAACCCCUAUGGGGACCAUUUUUGAAGCUUUAGGGAUCCCUAUAGGUAAAGUGGCCCCUUAAAGGAUUAUUGAAAAAAAAAACACCUGUAGGCGCCGAAAAGUGAUCUUUAUAGGGGUAAAAUCAAGGUGGUCCCUAUAGGGUCUUAGGGUCUGACUCCUUAGCCCCUAAAACUCAAGUGGACCCUACAGGGGUCUUUCAAUUUUCAUUCAAAAAGUGUUUUCACUAUAAAAGGCUUUUCCGCUUAGAGUACAUAACAAUUAUCGACUAGCAUGUCCCCUGUAGGGACCACUUUUGUAAGCUCAGUUUAUAGACCUGUCAAAGCCGGCCGCGCAGCUCUGCUUUUUCCAAACUGAGCCUAAGGAUAAUAAUAAAACAGACACAGUAGCUGAUUUUUUUCUGACAAUUUAUAUCAUUAAAAAAAUUGACCUUUCUUCAGACUCCUCAAGUCGUGAAGAUGAAGGAUGGCGUUGCUGUUUUGGCUCAGCCCAGGAAGCAAAAGAAACCAGCCGGUAUGUUUAGAGGUAUUUUUGGCGUUGGUUGCAUUGGGAAUGGCUCGAGGCAGAAGUCGGAAAAGAAAAAUACUAUUAGAAAUGUCACAAUCGCGAUCUUUUUGAGCAGGAAAUUUAAUGCGUCCAGCCAUUCCAAAUGUUGUUUACAGGGGAGGUCUCUUACUUGGCGCUUUGGAAUUUUCUACAAAUUUGCUCAAACUAUCUCUGAAGGUUUCUUUGACGACCCAUCCAAGUUGCAACCUGCCCCAGCUUCUAGCUUUCGAGAUAAUGAUUUUUGAAGUUUGAAAAAUUAGGCUUAAAAUUUCAAAUCAAGAAGACCUCCCUUGUUGGAUUUUUCAACAGUGUCGUAAGAAUAGUGUAACGAUUAUUAGUGAUCAGAGCAAAAUUGUAGCCAUUUUUCAUUGGAGAUCUGCUUUAUCCGACGACUUUUUUUCACUGACCAGGAAACGUUUUUUUCCCGGGACUUGUUUUUACCAGGGAGCGUUUUUACCCCCGGUUGAACUUUUGCUGAAACUUUGCUGAAGCGUACUUUGGGACCUUUUUGAUUGCAGAUCAAGAAAAAAACAUUUCUCGUAAUAGAUUUUUUUCAAGUUUUUGGAACUUCAAAGUGUGCAAAAAUACGCAAAUUAGGCCAAAAAAACGCGCUAUUUCGGGCUUUUUGAAGUGUCCUAACUCGAAAACGAGAUCUAUUGCGAGAAUUUUUCUUUCUCUCUGGAAUCAGGAGGUCUUAAAAGUACCCUUCAGCAAAGUUUCAGCAAAAAAGUUCAACCGAAGGGGGGUAAUAAAACGUUCUCUAGUGAGUGUCUUAACCAAGGUUGCACGAGAAGUGAUUUUUCAAAACCAAAACAAGAAAAUUUCUCCAAACGAUUUCGAAACGAGAUCGAGACAAGUCUCGUGCAUCCCUGGUUUUAUUUUGGAAGUCUGCAAUUUCCCCUCAUUUAAUUUGCUCGUAGUGCAUCCAGUACAUCACAUUCCACGCCAAUCUUUGAAAGUACUUUUUUGAGAAAAUGUCUCAAUAUGCGACCUUUUCAACAUUUUUUUGAAGCAGUUAUUGUAUAUUCUUGAGUGCGGGUAAUUUCAAAAUUCCAAAAAAAUCAAAUAAAACUUUUUGGGUGAUUUUUUUAGGUCAGGCUUUUUCCCUGAAAGUAGAAAGAACUUUAAGGGACUCAAUACCAGAUUUUUUUGAGAAAAAAAGCGCCGAAACCAUAAAUGAGAUGAGUCAGAUUGAUUGUAAUAUUACCUUUAAGCCCCGGGCGGUACCGUUGGCAGCUUUGGACCAAGCCAGCUCAUCGGGCGCUUCCAGCUCCCGGCAGCCCCAGAGCGUCGCUUCUCCCGACGACAUGCCCGGAGGAUCGGGCACCUUCUUCGAUCCGGUGCACCAGGUUGAGAACUUUCCUUCUGAAACAGUCCGACCCGUUUGCGCUCUCUUUUCCCUCGCCGACUUUAGAAAAAGAUAAUCUUGUCGGAAGCGCUAUAGUCGUUUUCGCGUGUCUGGGUCUCUCUGUUCUCUCACCACCUAGGCUAGCGAAAAAUGAAAAUAGCAUGGUAACGUGAGAGAGAGUCGCAGAGAAGUUACGCACUUUCAAGUCUAGAAAAACGGACAUUGAAAUUAUCUUGGCAUGCUGGAAAAGUCGAUUGGUUUUUUUUAAUUUUUGAAGAUCUUUGAGCUCGAAAUGGUUUAGGUCUACAUAUUCUUGAGUGCGGAUGAUUUCAAAAUUUCAAAAAUCAAAUAAAACUUUUUGGGUGAUUUUUUUAGGUCAGGCUUUUUCCCUGAAAGUAGAAAAGAACUUUAAGGGACUCAAUACCAGAUUUUUUUGAGAAAAAAAGCGCCGAAACCAUAAAUGAGAUGAGUCAGAUUGAUUGUAAUAUUACCUUUAAGCCCCGGGCGGUACCGUUGGCAGCUUUGGACCAAGCCAGCUCAUCGGGCGCUUCCAGCUCCCGGCAGCCCCAGAGCGUCGCUUCUCCCGACGACAUGCCCGGAGGAUCGGGCACCUUCUUCGAUCCGGUGCACCAGGUUGAGAACUUUCCUUCUGAAACAGUCCGACCCGUUUGCGCUCUCUUUUCCCUCGCCGACUUUAGAAAAAGAUAAUCUUGUCGGAAGCGCUAUAGUCGUUUUUCGCGUGUCUGGGUCUCUCUGUUCUCUCACCACCUAGGCUAGCGAAAAAUGAAAAAUAGCAUGGUAACAUGAGAGAGAGUCGCAGAGAAGUUACGCACUUUCAAGUCAAGAAAAAAACGGACAUUGAAAUUAUCUUGGCAUGCUGGAAAAGUCGAUUGGUUUUUUUUAAUUUUUGAAGAUCUUUGAGCUCGAAAUGGUUUAGGUCUACAUAUUCUUGAGUGCGGAUGAUUUCAAAAUUUCAAAAAAAUCAAAUAAAACUUUUUGGGUGAUUUUUAGGUCAGGCUUUUCCCUGAAAGUAGAAAGAACUUUAAGGGACUCAAUACCAGAUUUUUGAGAAAAAAAAAGCGCCGAAACCAUAAAUGAGAUGAGUCAGAUUGAUUGUAAUAUUACCUUUAAGCCCCGGGCGGUACCGUUGGCAGCUUUGGACCAAGCCAGCUCAUCGGGCGCUUCCAGCUCCCGGCAGCCCCAGAGCGUCGCUUCUCCCGACGACAUGCCCGGAGGAUCGGGCACCUUCUUCGAUCCGGUGCACCAGGUUGAGAACUUUCCUUCUGAAACAGUCCGACCCGUUUGCGCUCUCUUUUCCCUCGCCGACUUUAGAAAAAGAUAAUCUUGUCGGAAGCGCUAUAGUCGUUUUCGCGUGUCUGGGUCUCUCUGUUCUCUCACCACCUAGGCUAGCGAAAAAUGAAAAUAGCAUGGUAACAUGAGAGAGAGUCGCAGAGAAGUUACGCACUUUCAAGUCAAGAAAAACGGACAUUGAAAUUAUCUUGGCAUGCUGGAAAAGUCGAUUGGUUUUUUUUAAUUUUUGAAGAUCUUUGAGCUCGAAAUGGUUUAGGUCUACAUAUUCUUGAGUGCGGAUGAUUUCAAAAUUCCAAAAAAAUCAAAUAAAACUUUUUGGGUGAUUUUUAGGUCAGGCUUUUCCCUGAAAGUAGAAAGAAUUUUAAGGAACUUAAAACCAGAUUUAAAAAGUGCCGAAACCAUACGUGAGAUGAGCAUAACUGACAGCCCAGUUUUUAUCGGCGAAGUAUCCAAGUUAGCACAUAUAAUUCAACCUUCGCUCCGAUUUUCAUUGGCCUCACUGAGCGCCUUGACUCUCUUGAAAAAAUAUUCGACCCUUGGACACAGAUCGAUCUUGUCAUCCAUUCUUGAUGAUGGAGACCAUCAGCGGGUCUCGGUUAAAAUAAAGUUUCGUCCAGACCUUCGACUUCAAAUAUAAAUAUGCAGAAUUGUCAAUGGGUUCGAAUCUGGUGAGUAGCCGGUCCAUUCCUUGACCGUGUUGAAAUCGGGCAGAUUGGACUCGCACUAGUCUUGCUCAGCUCGGGGCUUGCAGCUCGACCUAAUAUCUUGCUGGAGGAACCAGCGACGGUUUGCAAAGUGGAAAACAAAAAAAAACAGAUUGAAAUUCCAUUGGCAAAAAAGAAAGUUGGAGUGAUCGAAAAGUCCGUGCAACAUUUAUGCCCACCCCCGUACAUGUGAAUCUUGAUCUGUUGCCCUUCACAAUGCAGAUUUUUUUCUUUUUUUAAUUUUUUUAAGAAUUCAAAGUUUUUCAGGUGGAGAAGUUCGCUUGCCUCAUCUGCCAAAAACCCUAUGUCGAUCCCACAAGAAUCGACCAACACUCGGAAAAAGCCCAUGGAGUGGUCAGUUUUUUUUUAUUGAAAGCAAAAAAAAACGGUUUUUGGCGCGUCAGCAUUACUGGUUCAUCCUCCGAAAUUCUCUCUCGAAGAAAAAAGCUUUUUAUGGGCUACUCCAAUUUAUUUCUCAAUAGAGCAGCUUCUGUUAUUUAUUCGUAGAGAAUUUUGGAGGAUGAACCUCGAAAAAUUCGGAUUGCAUGGGCUAAGUCGGAAAGGGUGGGAAAAGGUUCUAUAGAAAUGUUCCCUUUUGCUGCCUUUUUGCGCCAUUUUAUCGGCUUUUGUGCACCAUUUUUGCUGCCUCUUUUUUUUCCACCAUUUCUUGAUCUUUUGAAAUCCCAGAAAAAUGGAAAACUCUUUCUUGAGCCUCUCCCUAUAGUGGCUAUUAUUCACCUUACCGACUUUGCCCGAGGAAAAAGUUCUAUAUUUCUGACUUUCAAUCCUCUUAACUUUGUUUUUUUUCAAGUUUUAGAGAAACUGUUAGAUUCCUGCGGUUCUUAAUUUUCUUCCUUUCUCUGACAUGUCUGCGCUCUCUUCUCCCUCAAUAGUGUUAGAGUGAAGUCGUCAAGGAAGAAGAGAGCGCAGAGAAAAAGACUGUUUUAAGAGCUGGAUAUAUAACUUAUUCACGGCUAGUUUGGGACGCAAAAAGGCGUGGCCUGUCUCUGCGCUCUCUAUUAACCAGGCUUGUAUCUUUUCUCAACAUGUCAGGACCCUUUUUUCGAUGGCUCAAACCGGCCCCGUGAACCAACUUCACACAGCAUUGGAACCUUCUUCGAUUUAAACUUUUAUUUCACGUCUCAACUGUGAAUUUUUUCUGAAUCUUCUAGACGGAUCUCUCAUCGUUGCUCCGCGCUUUUUAUAAUAAUCAAGAGAUGAUCAACCGCAUUUCGGUCGCCGUUACUCAGCAGGUGGCGACAGCAGGAAUCGGCAACGUGGUAAGCUAGAAAUCGACAGAAAAUUGAAUAAGUGUGAAGUAACUCGGACGGCAAUUGAUUAUAUGUUAAUUAGGAUAACCAUAAAGCCUACCACGUGAAAGUACCGUAUGUCGAAUCGUUCGUAAAUUUUUCAGAUGCAUGUGAAUUGCCCAACCCGCGGAGAGGCGCAUUUCGUUCUUGCUCCCUUGCAAAUACAUAUGAUGCAAAAACAUAGCCAUGUGAGUUUUCAAAAAUUUUUUCCAAUUUCUAUAGAGAAAAUCAUUUUUUAGCUUUCUCAAAAAUCCAAUUUUAGAAGUUUUAAAGGGUCAAGCAAUUUUGCGAAAUGGUAUGUAAGAGCUAGAGAGUUUAGAGAUAAAAUCAUUAAAUUACCAGAAAAUAGUUCAAUUUUUUCAAUAAGAUCCUCAAAACACUUUUUUGUAAGGUAUUUCGCUGAGAAAAACUUAAUCAUGUUCAGAAAAACGGAAGAAGUCGCAACUGGAAAGAUGCAGCAUCCUGUUUCGCGCUGAGCUGCUUUUUAAAUGUUGGAAACUAUAAAGGUGCAGAAUAA
This is a messenger RNA of Caenorhabditis auriculariae, 7422 nucleotides long. NCBI's taxonomy places the organism in Eukaryota, Metazoa, Nematoda, Chromadorea, Rhabditida, Rhabditidae. The record is from the annotation of a GenBank genome assembly.